AUGGCACUUCCGAGUAGUGUUAGUCAACGAGGGGCUCCCGCUAAUCCCACAUCUGGCUCCGAUGCGGGGACGCCCCCAAUGUUUUGCGACAUCUUUGUUCUCGAGGAGAGUGCCCCCGACGAAGCUCAAGUCCUUGACGCCCUUGGGGCCUCCCCGGACACCGAUAAGUUGUCUGACAUCGUUCUUGACUGCCUAGAGAAGGCCAUUGUAUCUGGCCAGCCAUCUGAACUACAAUCUGUCGUAGACCAGCUAUCCCACCAUGUUCUGGUCUCUCUGGUGGACUCCAUCCCUGAAGCCGUCAAGCUUUAUCUAGUUGACAUAGCCCACGACGAGAUCACGGACUACGUUCAAAAGCGCAUUGGGGACGCCUGCGAGAUAGCCUCGGCUGGGCUGGUGCCCUCCGAGACCACCAAGAAGCUGGUGGAGCAUCUCCCCCCUAUGGUGUUGCAUACUGUCCUCCAGUCUGAGGUCAUCGCCGGAUUCCCCUCGGCGAAGGCUUUGGCGACCCACUGCCGGCGCAAGAAUCUUUCCUCUCUUUUGGAACUCAAGAGUUCCGAGAGUAGCCCCUUCAGUCCUGACUGGGGAGCCCGGCUGGUUCAGCAAAAGCGAAUGUCCUCCACCAGCAGGUCAGCUCGUGAAAGUCAUGUGAUCCUGAGACCGAACCCAGGAGCAUCAAGUCAAGACAGGCGCAGGGUUGCCUCGAAAGACGCUGACAAGGCUGCGGCCGCUUUCAAGGGAGGUCCCUUCAAAGGCGUGUCAGACGCACGAGGUCUCUCCGGCUUUUGGAGACAAGUGGACCGUAUGGUCUUGCGACGAGGUUGGCUUACCCGAGGGGCUGAGCAUUACUUCCUUCUGACUAACUUAGUCGACGAAUCGGCCUUAGAACAGGCUAUUGCCGACAGGGACCCUAUUACGGCUGACGACUUCGCACUGGCCGUUGACGCGAUCCACUCGACUUUGAAGGAGGAGUGUGGCGGUCACUUUGAGGCGGAGAAGCUCCUGACUGAGCCUACGGGGCGCGGCCCACAAGAACCUUUGACUGAUUACAUUGGAAGGCUCGAUGACUGGCUACGACGUUGCUCACUCGCAGGGACUCCGCUCACUGACGCCCUUAUUAUCCGCGCCUUUCGCCGUGGUGUAAAUGAUGAGAACUGCCAGGAGGCCUCCUAUGAGUAUCCCGGGACAUGGUCACGCUUUCGAGUCAAGGCUCUCACUCGCGCCGCUAGAGCCGAUGCUGACCGGGCGAGCGACUCUUGCGCGGUCAUCCUUGCCCAAGUCCGUGUUGCCAUUGCGGCGAUCGCCCGAGCGGCGAGACAGAGGCAAAAGGAAGGGGCCAAGCCAGAGCGCUUAUCCUUUUGUACCCUGGACGCGGCGACCGCCUUCUAUAGAAUCACGCUCCAUGACCGCACCGCUGUGAUCAGGUCGCUCGGUCGCCGGUUUGUGGCACGUCGACUGGUAUUUGGGCUUCGCUGUGGUCCAGCAGUGCUACGCGAAGCACUCACAUGUUUGAUCGAUGACGCCAUGCUGCGCGUGAGUUCCGAAAUCAACGAUCCUCUGCUACUCCACUGGGAGUAUGUGGAUGAUAUCUGCCUACUUGGCGGACACCAGGCCGUCCAGCGCCUCAAGUCGGAGAUCAUCUGCUUGGGUGGCUCAUGGGGGUUUGAGUUCACCCCUGCGAAGUGUCAUUUACUGACGUUCUCUUCGGAAGGGCAGGUUGAGAGAUUCGACUCCUUCCGCCACCUUGGCGUCGACUUUACGUAUCGUGAAGACCACCCAACCGGUCAAGGGACCCUAGUUCUUCGGUGCGUUACCGCCUCCGAGCCGCACUCUCAGACCUUCAGAGAGGGCCAAAGAGUUUGCAAGCGUUCCCUGUUCCGAGCGGCUGGUGCCGCCUUUGAUCCUCUCGGUCUUCACGGCGACAGGGGCCUGGCAGCCGACUAUAUACGGAGAGUAUCUGGUAAGUGGAAAGCAGGCUGGGACCAAGAUGUUCCUCUGGGGAAGGACGAGGCUAAGACGCUAACAAUCGCUAUCGGCAUCCUCAGCGCUCGUUCGAGAGAUUGUGACCAUGAGGUCAGCUUUGUGGCGGACACCCUGGAGGUCGCCUGUGAUGCCAGUCCCUUUGGCAUUGGAUUUAUCGCCACGCUGUCUAGCGGAAGUUCGUCUCGUGUGGCGCUCUCCAGCAGAGCCAGAGCCCUGCGCGGACCGAUGCUCAACUGGCACCAAAACCGUAAAGAGGCUUACGGACUGGCAGCAGCGCACGUGUUCGCCGACGCGUUGGUUCCUCAUCUUAAUGGCCUGGGUCUGAAGUUUCUCUCCGACUCACGAACCGCGCUUUCAUGGUUACGAGGUGGCUCGAAGCUCACAUGCAAGUCGGUCGAGCGUCUCGCAAUAUCUCGGCUCUGCGAAGCUAUCGCCGAUGUGCGCGAGGCCUGGCAACGGAAGUACAUGUUGACCCCCGAGCUGUUGCAUAUCCCUGCGGAGCAGAACUCCGAGUCGGACAGCCUCAGCAGGCUCGCUUUUUCCUGGGGUAUCCCCGACAGUAUCAUCUUCGAAGGUCGCGGUGUGAUGCACACCAAAGCGGUCGCGGUUUUUGAUGAAGACGGCGGCUCAGGCUCCUCUGAAGAUUAUCCUACCGUAUGUGAAGUUGAGAAUCAGCUAAGGGUCAUUGCAACAGUCCAUCCAGCAUCGCAAGGCGUCCUGGAGUUCGCUGACCUUGCCGAGAUGGGCUGGGAUCGCAAGCGCAGACUUUGCGCGGUAUUGGUGCUGACGUGCCAUUUUAGCGGAUUCACUGUGGUAUCCCCUUUGAAGGAUCAGAAAAGUGCCACAGUGGCGACCGAGAUGGCUAGCCUCUUCGAUUUAUUGGGUGCUCCGGCCUUGCUUCGCACUGAUGGAGGCCCGUGUUUCCGUGGACGUCCACUAGCUGAAAUGCUCUCGCUAAGAGCAGUGGAGCAUCGGGUGGUGUCGCCAUAUGCUCCUUUUUCAAACGGCUUAGCAGAGCGCGCUGUCGCCAGUGUCAAGUUCCUGGCGAGGCAGCUCGGUGAUAAGAAGACCUGGCCAACAACGUUAGGGAAGGUUAUCCGUCGGCUCAAUUGUAAGCCUUUUUUGGACACUGACUUUUCACCUUUUGAGAUAUUCUACGGUCGUGUAUCCCGGUUGAGCCCUGAGAAUUCGCUUGCACAAGGGGCUGUUGACGGUGGUGCCCCCGUUGCUAGAGCAGAGGUCCGCGAUGAAAUUACCAAGCUCGUCAAAGCUGCUAUCGCAGCUCGCGAGCAGGUCUUGAGCGAUGUCCGUGGUCUCCGCAGGAAGGGACCGCCACCGGUCGGCUCAACUGUUGUUCUUUUCAACCCUGACACACUGGGACGCGGCGGUAGGUACGCUCCUGAUGUGUACCGCGUGCAUGAGAUUGUACGCGGGGUUGUUCUAAGAUUAGUUAAUGCCUCGAUCCCACCGGACGAGGUCACAUCCCAAUUGAUUAAGGAAACUCAUUAUGCCAACGUUCGUCCUUGUAAUCUUCCAUCCGGGGGCAUGUAG
Molecule: messenger RNA, 3531 nt
Organism: Perkinsus marinus ATCC 50983
Lineage: Eukaryota; Perkinsozoa; Perkinsida; Perkinsidae
Exons: 4
Coding region: 1-3531 (1176 amino acids)
Biological process (GO): DNA integration
Molecular function (GO): nucleic acid binding
Source: RefSeq, a predicted model, not a curated record